AUGGCAGGGGCUGGAGAGAAGAAAGGGAAGAAAGAUGACAAUGGCAUUGGGACCGCCAUAGAUUUUGUGCUGUCCAAUGCUCGUCUGGUGCUUGGAGUUGGUGGAGCGGCAAUGCUAGGAAUAGCAACUCUUGCAGUGAAGCGGAUGUAUGAUCGCGCUAUUAGCGCUCCUGCUAGUCCAUCUCGAUCUAGUCAGUCUAGCAAGCGGAGUUGGGAGGAACCAAGUUGGUUGGGCUCAUCUACACGACUGUUGAACAAAGAUAUGAAGACGUCUGUGAGCCGCAGCCUGCAGACCCUUCCAACUGAUCCUUCUGGAUUUGAACAAGAUUUCAUUCGACCCAAAGCCCCAAGUCGCAAGUCCCAGACUGAUUUGAAGAAGACACGCUUGAAAUUAUCACUUCAGGAGAAGCUCUUUUCUUACUACAAAAAGUCUGUUGCCAUUCCACCUGCAGAGCAGAGCCAUGCCAAGCAGGCCGCUAUAGAGAUCUGUGCCGAGCUACGCAACUUCAUACACAGCAAGUUCCCAGACAUGCCUCUCAGAGACAUGCACCUGAGCGGAAGCUUGUAUGAUGACUUACAGGUUGUUAGAGCGGAUCACAUUCAACUCAUGGUACCUCUUCUGGUGGAAAAUAAUUUGUGGUCAUGUGUCCCUGGCGAAGAAACUAUUCUAAAUCUGCCAGGAUUCUGCCUACUGCGUAGAGAGAAUGUUGAGUACUUUCCUCGUGGGACUAGUUAUUGGGACCGCUGUGUGGUGGGAGGUUACCUUUGUCCCAAGACUGUGGUAGCCACCUUUGAGAAAGUGGUAGCUGGUUCCAUUAACUGGCCAGCCAUCGGCAGCAUGUUGGGCUAUGUGAUUAGGCCAGUAGUGCCAUCAGAAAGCCUCAUCUUAGAGGUUCAGUAUGACGAGGAUCGGAAACUCUUCAUAGACUUCCUGCCAUUGGUUGCCCUUGAGGACCAUACAGCCGUUGCUAAAGCUCACAGACUAUCACGUUUUGGGAACAUGUGGCGGCUAAGCCAGCGUGGAGCAGAAAUCGCUGCUUUGAUGGGGAGGGAUCAACAAGAUUCAGGUUACCGAUGUCUUUGCCUAAAAAUUCUGAAGGCUAUAUGUCGAUAUAAUUUACCUCUGACCCACCUUACAGCCUCCCACCUAACCAACAUACUUCUUCAUGUUUCUGAAAAAGAGGAGGACUGGUCACAGGGUGCACUGGCAGACCGUUUCCUUCAAGCGCUUCGGGAAACUGUUGGUUACCUAGAGACUGGGAAUUUACCCUCUGCAGUAGACCCAAAGGUGAACUUGUUUUCUGAACUUACACCAGAUGAAGUGGAUGAGAUGGGAUAUUUUCUUUACUGCUGCUUAUCAGAGCCAGAGGUGCUUCUUAGGACAGGGGAAUGAUCAUAUUUCAAGCAAAUGUGUUAUGACAAGGAAAGAUGAUGUGGUUUUAAUAACUAUAACUACAAAAGGGUCUCCCUGGCUACUUACCUGGCUAUUUUUUUUUAUAUCUGGUUUGACAUUAGUAUUUAUAUACAUAUAUUUUCCCCAUUUAUGUAUUUUUAUUUUUUUCACUUUGCAGGAAGGCAGUGGUGGAUGUUUUACACUGGAGGAUGCAUUGCAUUUAUGACAAGGCGUAGACCUUGUCCUAAAUUAGGCACAUCUUCCACCAGUUUGUGCUCCUGGAGUGAAAUCUGCUCCAGACCCUGAAUGAAGUAGAUUUCGAGCAUCGUUUACGCGAGUUUCCUGGUGUAAAUGUUCAUGAAUUUGCUGGAGCUGAUACCCACACACCACUACCCAGAUUCCAGGCCAGCAUCAAAAUGCAACGUGCGAAAAAAUGCAGUUGCGUGGGUGUUGAAAAGUUGCUAAACAGGAACUUUAUUUUAUUUUUUUUUGUACCUAAAACUGGCAUAAGGACCGAUAGUAAAUGACCCACAAUAUCUUUAGCCAUGAACAUAAUGUCCCAAAAGGAUUUAGACAGAGUUUCUGUUAAGAGGUGGCACAAUACCAUAAUUUUUUUCGAUUCGAUUUCCAUACUAAUAAAAGUAUUGCCAUACUCUAUACUAAAUU
Molecule: messenger RNA, 2058 nt
Organism: Bufo gargarizans (Asiatic toad)
Lineage: Eukaryota; Metazoa; Chordata; Amphibia; Anura; Bufonidae
Product: mitochondrial dynamics protein MID51-like
Exons: 4
Coding region: 1-1392 (463 amino acids)
Biological process (GO): positive regulation of mitochondrial fission; mitochondrion organization
Cellular component (GO): mitochondrial outer membrane
Source: RefSeq, a predicted model, not a curated record